Molecule: messenger RNA, 2730 nt
Organism: Helicoverpa zea (corn earworm)
Lineage: Eukaryota; Metazoa; Arthropoda; Insecta; Lepidoptera; Noctuidae
Product: motile sperm domain-containing protein 2-like
Exons: 1
Coding region: 215-1585 (456 amino acids)
Source: RefSeq, a predicted model, not a curated record
AAUUGCUGCAUUUUUUUAUUAAACUUUUAACUUUGUUGGACCUCGACCUUUUGUGUCGCAAUCGCUCACAACUGACAUUUGAUUGACAAAAAAAUAAAAAUCACUUGAACUUCAACAUCUCAAUUUGGACUUAUCGUGUGUUAUUUCAAUUAACGAGACGAAAAACAGUGUUCGUUACAUCCUAAUUAACGCAUGAUAUUAACAUUCGUUGAAAAUGGCGACGCCGGCCGACGUUAGAGCUCUAUUCGAGGCGAGAUUGAAAGAAACUUCGCCACCCCCGGAAUUCCAUCCGUUGGACUUGGAGCGAGCGAAAGAUGAGAAAUACCUCAAAAGAGUGCUCGCUCACAGCGAAAAAGAUGCGAAAGCUGCCGCAGACAUGCUGUGGGACAUCUUAACUUGGCGGAAAUCUGUCGGCGCGAGUGAUAUUAACGAAACCAACAUCCGAUUGGAUUAUGUCAAAGAAGGGGUAUUCUUUCCGCGAGGACGAGACAUUGACGGCUGUCUGCUACUCGUGUUCAAGGCUAAAAUGCAUGUUAAAGGUCAGAGAGACUACGACGAGCUGAAGAAGAUCAUGAUAUACUGGUUCGACAGAGUGGAGCGCGAGGAGGCAGGUAAGAGAAUCACUAUGUUUUUUGAUAUGGACGGCAGUGGCCUCGGCAACAUGGACAUGGAGCUCGUGAAGUACCUGAUCACGCUGUUCAAGGCUUAUUACCCAUACUUCCUCAACUAUAUAGUGAUUUACCAGAUGCCCUGGGUAUUGUCCGCUGCUUUCAAAGUUGUGAAGACGUUGCUACCUGCUAGAGCAGUCGAAAAGAUGAGGUUUGUCAACAAAGACUCCUUGAAGGAUGUGGUGCCUCCUGAACAAGCUCUGACAUGCUGGGGCGGUAAGGAUAACUACACGUUUGAAUUUAUUCCCGAAAACAAGUCUGAACAUACGCCGAAGAAGGUCACGUUUGCUGAGCAAGGAGACGGCCAGCACUCUCCCGGUGAGAUGCUGCGGCUCGUUCCCAACGAUACAAUCACCUUCAAAACCGAAGGUGACGAGAUAUCCAGUCAAUUCACCAUUACGAACAUGGAUGAAAGUCCUGUGUCCUUCAAAAUAAGGACUACGGCACCAGAGAAGUUCCGUGUACGACCCAGUUCAGGUACCUUAGCUACUGGGGCCUCACAAACUGUCAUGAUCGUUGUCCAACCAGGCAUUCAACUAAGAACAGUAGCCAAAGAUCGAUUCCUAGUUAUGUCAAUCCAGAUACCUAAGACAGAUUUGACACCAAAAGAACUGACGGAAAUCUGGCAAGCGUCAACCGGUAGUAAGACUGAUGAGUACCGUCUAAAAUGCCUGUUCCCAGACAAAGACGUGCCUAAAAACGGUACAGUUAUUGAUGGCAAAGCUCCUGAGAAAUCCGAUUCAGUGUCAACUACGUUGAGUAAUUUGGAAAUGAACUAUGCUACGCUUCACCGAGACCUGAAACAAUUGAAGCUGAUGCAGUUCCUGACUUUGACGAUGACAGUGCUCGUCGCUGUUCUCGGAUACCUCCUGUAUGAGAAUGUGAGUGAGGACGCGAAGUACUGUGAACGUUUGUAGCCGUUGGAGUUAGUGGUGAUCAACGCCACUUUCAAGGUCGACCAUUUGAUGGCGAUCUUUGUACUAAUGUUGAUAGUUAAUGUUAUUCUUUAUAUUUUGUAUAGUCAGCUCAUGUGUAAAAUAAGUCUAUUGUCUGUUCGGUAACUCUCUGGUUAAAACGGUGAGGUUAUAAAAUACGGAUCUUGCUGGGUUGAACUGAUAAAAAAAUUACAGAUUUUGCUAUAUUAUAUGAAUAUUUUCAGCAGUUUAAAACAAUAAUAUCAUGGUUUAUGUGAGUUUAAGUAUUUUCUAUAAAAACGUUUUUAGUAAUGAAAUUUGGUUUCUUACACUCUGGACUGUUUGGUUCAACACAGCAUAGACGUUUGUUAAUUUUUUUUUCUUAAAUUAUGUCUAAUUAGAAUAAUUAGACAGAACAUGCAAUCCAUGUCUAAAUUAUUUAUCAAAACUUCAAUUAUUUGUAUUAGGUGCUUUAUAAAUUACGGUAUUAUGGGACGGGGGUUUAAAAUUAAAACACUUUGAAAUUGGUGAAUACUCUAACUUUUCAAUCCCUUAGAAAUUACAAUAUGCCACUGAAAUACUAAAUUGUGUUAAUAUGAUGAUGUCCUCUUAGCCGACUAUUCGCUACGGCGGCUGUUCUCAUAUAUGGAGAUCAGCCAGCUGUGCAGGACAUAUUAUAGUGCAGAAGCGUUUGAUCUUAACCAUGUUUAGUUUCUAUUAAAAUUCAGUUACAUUCAUUAUAGUUUAAACUGUAGAAAUUACAACAUGAAUACAGUUUCAAAAUGUUUUGUUAUGUCAAAUUACCAUUUAUAUGCAUUUUUUUUUUUCAAAUAUUGCCAUUCCAAUUAACAACUUAUAAAAAUGUAUUUAAUUUUCGAAAAAAAAUUGUGAAUCGAUUUUCCAACUAAUUUCGUGAUAUCCAAAUUUUUUCUUGUGUAAUUAGUUUAAAAAUAUAAUUAAUAUUCUUAAAGAAACAUUCCGAGAUUAGUGAAAUUUGUAAAGACGAAAAUAGAUAUGCAAUUGAUAAGAACAUUGAGUCAGAUGGUAUAGGUACACCUGUCGUAGGUAGUAGAUUACACUAUAUAGAUAAAAGAUAUUUAGGUCCGCGUUCGAAAAGAACGAAAAUAAAUAUGAGUAACUUAAACAAA